UUUAAACGUGUUUACUGUUUACGGACAUGGAACAGUCAACAGAAAAUUUGUAUCGUUCAUAGUAUCGGAAGUUAAGAUUAAAUAAUAUAUUAUACACUAUUUGUGCACUUUUAGCAAAAAGGAAAUAACAUGGAGUUGACCCAGAAGUUAGAGUGUACUCAAAAAAUUUAUGAAAACUAUACAGAAAGAUCAUGUCCAGAACAGAUUGGAUACUUAGGAAUUUGUGGGAAAAAGUACCCGGUCAGAAAAGGACUCAAUAAAAUUGGUCGAGAUUAUCAAAUUUGUAACAUUGUUUUAGAUUUGGCUUCCAUAUCCCGGCAACAUGCAGUGCUAAAUGUUUUGAGCAACAAAGAAUACACACUGAUGGACAUGGACUCAGCCAACAAAACAAUAUUAGAAGAUAAAGCACUGCCACCUUAUAUACCUCAUUCAAUAAAGAAUGGUGACACAGUACAAUUUGGACAUGCAUUUGGUGUAUUCAGAUUACUAGAUGAUGAGAAUGAUCUACCAAUGACUCAAGUAUUAGAUAUACCUGAAACACCAUUAACUAAUAAAUGUGUAUCUAAGAUAAAUCAUAUUACUACCAUCCCGGAAUCACCAGAAGUUAGUGAUAGAGAUGAAUCAUUUAUUGGUUUAUCACAAUCUAAAACCAAUGAGGUAUUUAAAAGUCCUAAGAAUAAGUAUGCAAAAGCAAAAGGAAAACCUAUUACAAUACAACCAAUUGGACUAAAGAAAAUAGAUAAUGUUUUUUGGAAUUCUUCAAGAAAAUCAGAUUCAUUUGAUUCACAUUUCAAUAAUUCAGUUAUUUCUGAAAAAUCUAGUAUCACAAAUGUAAGUCAAAUGAAUAUACAUGACUUAGAGACCCAAGUACCAGAUAGAUGUAGUGACAGCAGAAACUCUAUUUAUGAGGCUGAUACUCAAAUCCCAGAAAAUCCAACAUCACCUAACAUAUAUGGAAUGGAAACACAAGUCCCAGAGACAAAUAUAAUAUCUAUUGGGAAAAUAUCAGAUCAGCUUGCAUCACCCAAUAAAGUGUCUAAUAAUCAAACUCUUGCUGUUAAAUAUGAUAAAGAUGAUAAAUUACUUCAGGUGAGAAAUUCAGAAAGACAUUUGGAUAGUGUUUCAAAUAUUCACCAUGCUGAAACACAAGAAAUUUUGGAAAAAAAGAAUACUAAUUAUGGUUUCAACAAAGACUGUAAUUUUUCAGAUGAAGAUAUUUUAUUUGAUGAGUUUGAUUGUGCAAGUGCAGAUGAUUACUUAGAUUCUCAACCAAUUUUACCACCAGGUAUUUUAAAUACUGAAACUGAUAUUUCUAAUCAAAACACUGAAUCAAAUAUAUCUAAACUGGGGGAAGUUGUAGCAGAAGAAACUAAUGAAAAAGCAAUACCUUGUAAGACAACAAUAAGAAAUCGCCUAAAAUCUGAUAGUUCAACAGAUUGUGAAGAUAUAUAUACAUUGCCCACUCAAAAAGUUCCAAAUAAAUCUUUUGAUAUUACAAAAAAUGCAUCUUUUGAUGAAUUACCUACACAAAUAGUUAUGCUAUCAAAAAAUGAUGAAGAUCUUACUGAUUGUGAAGAUGAAUUUCCAAAUGUAAAUAUAAACAAGAAAACCGAAGAUGAAGUUAAACAGAUCCAAAAUCUCGAAGAUUUAAAUACGCAGAUUCUGACUGAUGAAGCUUUUGAUAAUAGUAUCAAAGAAAAAAACAUCCAGAAUAUCGCUCAAUUUGAUUUAGAAUACAUGCAGACCCAAAUUAUAGAACCAGUAAAAGAGGCUGAUUUAAAUUCUGAAGUGGAAGUAGACAACUUGAAUAUGUUUAAAGUCCCUAUACUUUCACCGAAAAAAUCUAAAAAGAGGUAUUCUGAAAAAUCUAGUUCCAUACAUAAAGUAGCUGAAGAGCAAAAAGCAAAUGAUAAAUUAGAUGAAGAUUCGAGUUAUUAUAGUGCCACUCAAGAUAUCUUAGAUGAUUUGCUAACACAAUCACAAACUGUUAAUGAAGAUGUUGUAUUACAUGAUAACAAUGAGGACAGCAACAGUAGUAAAAAAGAACGUAAAGUGAGAACAUUAAAGAAAAUUUCCAGUGAAGGUUCGGACGUUGAAAUCACGCCUAAAAAGCACACAUCAAUGAAAUUUAUCGAUAUAGAUUUACCUGACAGUGAAGAAAUAAAAAUCAGUGUCUCCAAUAAACACACAUACUUAAAACCAAUAGUAUAUUCCAGUGAUUCUGAUAGCGAAAGUAAUUCACAGCAGGGUACUCCUAUAUUAUUUAAAUCGAAACAUAGGAAAUCUAAAAACACAAAUGUAGCUAAACGAGAUUUAUCAAAGAAAUUUGACAAUGUUACACUACCUUCUAGAAUUAUUACACGUGUAAGACAACCCUCUAAAAGAUUGCAGGAGUCUUUACAUAGUACGAGCAUACUUAAGACUGCAUUGAUUUCUGAACAGGAGGAAUGUAUUGACAGCGAAAUUAUUAAAGAAAACUUAUCAAGGCUUCAAAGUAAAAAGGUGGAACAAAACAAGGAUGAUAACAAAAAAAACAAAACUAAUGGUACAACCAAAGGUAACAAAAGAGAAAAAAGUAAGACUCAGAAUAAGAUUACGCAAGGUGAUCCAUAUUUACAAGACACAAUCAAAUUACAAAAAGAACACGCGAACGUUAGUAACUCAAACACUGUGUCUAAAACUCGUCAUACACGUGGAAAAAAUAAGCAAAAAAUUGAACCAAUCAAAACUGAAGCAGGUGCAAGUCUACAAACAGCUACAGCUGUAAAUGAAACUACAGAAGCAAUUUCUGACAAACUUACAAGGAAAAGACCAAGCAAAACGGAUGAUAUAGAAAACACAACAGAUAAAUUGAGGCGUAGUAAGAGACAGCUAACCAAGAAGCCAGACAAUGAACCUAGGAAUAGUAAAGGUUCUGAUAUAUCAGUGGACAGUUCCUAUAAAAAAUCUAACAAACGAUCUGGCCAGCUUGAACAAAGUGCUGUGUACAAUAUGACCUUUGCUAGAGAUUCAUUCCAACUUGAAAGAUCAGUGGAUGUUGAAUUUGUAGUUCCACCAAAGAGGAUGAGGCCUGCUAGGUCAUCGGGAAAUUCUCGUAGGGCAACACCUGCUAAAAUGUUGACACAAUAUGUUUUAUUUACAGCUUUUCCAUGCAAUGAGAUUCACAACAAGUUGAAAAAUUUGGGGGCUGUGAUUGUGACAAACGUGAAAGACUGUACUGUUGUAUUGACUUCACAAAUAAAGAGGACCUGCAAGUUAUUAUGUGCUUUUGGGCUCGGCAAGCCCAUUGUUGGCCCUAAUUGGGUGCAGGCUUGUGUCGACACCAGUAUGAUUGUCGAUCCAUGGUUGUAUCUGCUAAAGGAUGAGACUGCAGAGAAACGGUAUGGUUUCAAGUUAGAAAAGACUCUGGCCAGCAAACGGAAUUUUCUCAAGGGCUGCAACAUCUCUGCUACACCAAACGUAUCACCACCAGAAAAUGAAAUGAAAUUGAUAGUAGAAUGUUCCGGUGGUACAUGGAAAAAGGGUGGGAAAAAGUGGAUUUGUGUUAGUGUAACAGCGGACAAAGCAUUAUGGGCAGGCUUGAAAAAUGAUGGAGCUACUGUUGUAUCUAAGGAGUUUAUAUUAUGUGGAGUUCUACGACAGGAGUUAGACAUUGACAGCUACAUAUUAGUGUGAAAUUAAAUUCUGUUAAGUGUGCAACAAAAUAUGAACUUAAUUUAUAUUAAAUAAGGAACAGUUGAACUGUGAAGCAAUUUAACUGCAAGUGUAUCAAUUGUGGAACAAUUGAUUAAAAAGUACAUUUACAUUGACUGUGGAGAAAUUGAAAUUGUGAAAAUUUUAUUAAUAGUGGAACAAAUGUGAAUAGUUGUUUUGAAACAUGCUGUUUUAAUGGCUGUAAUAUUUUUUAUUUAUGUAUUUCUCUAUAUAUUCAUUAACUUAUAUUUGUUCUGCUAAACUUUUACAAAUCUUUAUUAGUUUUAAUCUUUUGUGGGGUAAUAGAACUGGAAGUAUUUCCUAUUAUGUGUAAUUCUUUUGAAACAUUUUACUGUUGGCUGAAAUAUUUUAUUUUUGUAAACUAAUAUGGUAGAUUCUAAAUUCUUGCACCAAUUCCUUUAUAUAUUCAUUUUCUUGUUUAUCUGCUAUACUAUUAGAAAUGUUAAUUAGUUCUAAGUUAAUGCGUACCACCAAUAUAAAAUCACAAGAUUUCAACUAGAAAGAAAAAAUCUCCGUGCCUUUCUUCAAGUACAAAAGUUGUUUAAUUAAACAUGUUUGAGGGUAAAAUAUUUUGUAUAAUAUGAAUUAACAUAUUUGCCUAUUUCGUUAAAUUAGUUAUCCUCAUGUUUUCAUUCUGUUGUUGAAUAGAUGUAAUUAGAUUUACUUUAAGUGCAUACAUAAACUGUUUCUUUUAAGUUGUUUUAAAUUUUCGCUUAAUUUUAAAAAUAAUAAUGUUCAACAUUUCAGUAUUUUUGUUUCGUUAAUUUGAAAAACAAAUCUAUUAACUUUGAUAAACAGAGUUUUUUUUGAUAAAUAUUAAACUAAAGUUACCUCAUUAAUUAAUUAAACGAAUAAAACUGUUAACUUUGUUUCAAUCGGUUUUAUUUAAUUUUAUUAGAAAUUUUGGUAGUAUAUAUGUUUCUUUACCAGUCGUUUCGUAUAUCAUUCUUAUCACACAAUCUGAUUAGAGUAUCUUGGAGUUUUUAAAAUAAAUGAUAUAUGUUGCAAAUUUUAUU
Molecule: messenger RNA, 4730 nt
Organism: Leptidea sinapis
Lineage: Eukaryota; Metazoa; Arthropoda; Insecta; Lepidoptera; Pieridae
Exons: 8
Coding region: 130-3675 (1181 amino acids)
Molecular function (GO): protein binding
Source: RefSeq, a predicted model, not a curated record